AUGCCAAGCGACAAUCAGCUGAGUGCUUUCUUGGCGGCAUGUGGAUCGAGGUUCGCAAGACAAACUGCGAAAGGGAAGAAAUUCACCGAAGAGGGUUAUGUGCGCAACAUCAUGUUUAAUAACUUGUGUUCCACAUCCCCGUAUGAACUUCUCCGAAGUAUAUGCCUACCGUCAAUGAAAGGCGGCUACUACAUCGUACAUGCGGUCAUAGAGAAAGGAACGGGCGACAUACUGGCAGGCCACUGUCUCUGCCCAGCCGGCCUCAGUGGAAGCUGCCAGCACGUUGUUGGCCUGCUGCUCACAGCUUGCAACCUGGCACCACAAGGAGAAGACACAACAUGUACGGAUGUCCCCUGUGCAUGGAUUGUGCCCCCUCAAGCCAAAAAGCAAGAACCAAGCUUGCCGCUUUCGGAAAUUUUGUUUGAGAGCAGCAGGAACAGGAAGAGAGUUUAUGAUCCCACACCUGGACUGUUGCCAGCUGACCCUGCCAACUUCAUCAGCAACUUGCAAGAAAUAUCUCCGAGCUGCCUUCUACUCCGCUAUGCAAAGAAGCCCAGGGCGGCAGAAGAAAGCACAACAGAGACCAUCGCUGCAAAAGUAAUAAAUGAUGGAUGCUGCAACCAGCCAUAUAUAGCCGACAGUGAAGAUUUGCUGAGCAUGACAAACUCGAGAAUUAUUCAAGAGAGAUUUGAUGCAAUUCAGCCCCUGAGCCUCGACGACAGGGCAGUCAUUUUAGAAAGCACAAUGGGCCAGGCAGAGAACAAGAAGUGGCAUCAGGAACGUAUUGGACGGCUCACGGCAUCAGUGUUUAAGAAGUUGCUGCGGUGCAGAAAGCCUGAUGGUGCCGUAAGGGACGUAAUGUAUCCUCGCCAAGUGAGCACCGAAGCCAUGCGUUAUGGCAGGAUUCAUGAGGACGAUGCCGUUAAAGCAUACGAAGAAAUAAUGGCAUGCAGGGACAGAUAUUUAACUACUGCAUAUACUGGGUUGCAUGUUCAUCCCCAGCACCCAUUUAUUGCUGCCUCCCCCGACAGACUUGUCUUUGAAGGGAGUGACACUGGUCUUUUGGAGGUGAAGUGCCCAUUCUCCUUCAAAGGCAAGGGUGUCGUCGAAGCAGCAGCUUCUGCAAAGUGCUGUUUGAAAAUAUCUGGUGACAAUAUAGAAUUGAAAAAAGAUCAUGCAUAUUAUUAUCAGAUACAAGGUAUGAUGGGUGUCACAGGUUUGAAGUGGUGUGAUUUUGUAGUAUGGACAAAUGCUGGAAGUGUAGCAGCCUCAACACAUGUGGAGAGGACUCCCUUUGAUGAAGUUCUUUGGUGUACAGAAAUUCUGCCUGGGUUGCUGCAUUUCUUCAAACAUUGCAUAGUGCCAGAGCUGCUCACUCGCAGAGUAAGCAGAGGACUCCCUCUUUACAAUGAAAAAAAUAUAUUGGAUACAAAAAGAACACUGCAUAAUGCAUCAUUUGACUGCGUUAAGAGGACAAGGUCUUCAAUAUAAAGUGCAAUAAAUGCUGGCAUUCUGUACCGAAAAAGAGUUAUGUUUUUCUCUGCUGGAGUAUGCGGCUUAUAAAAAUUAUGUUUACAGAAAUUUGGUGCCCUGAAAUGAGGGCAAGUACGGCAUUUUGCAGUUAGUGUACCAGUGUGCAUAAUAGCGUUUCAUCAUGCUAAGUUAUAAUAGAUGUCUUAAAAACCAAUUUUCUCUUCGGAACUUGCGAAAAGUAGGGGGUAGCACUUUUAGUCCAAGAAAUACGGUAGUUGAACAACCUUCUACAGAUUACAGCACAUGUAAACUGUAGUACUGGACAGUACACGCUACUGCACGAA
Molecule: messenger RNA, 1817 nt
Organism: Dermacentor silvarum
Lineage: Eukaryota; Metazoa; Arthropoda; Arachnida; Ixodida; Ixodidae
Exons: 5
Coding region: 1-1491 (496 amino acids)
Molecular function (GO): zinc ion binding
Source: RefSeq, a predicted model, not a curated record